AUGCCAGCCACCACCGUUGUGUCUCCGCGUAAGCGGCUACCACGCUCAAAUUUUGGCGGUCUCGGAGUGCAGGAUGAUGAAUGUGACGUGAUGUUAUCCAUUGCACCAACAUCUCCAUCAAUUGCAUCAACUGCUAGCUCCACUGAUACUUUCUCAUCGAACAUCGUCAAUGCGAAAUUACAAACUGUAGCGCUCUCUCCUUCUUACGAGCCAAAUAGUUUGCACGAGCGAAAUAAUGACGAAAACGACGAAAAGACUGAAAAACUUUCAAGACUGCAAGAAUUUAGCGACUGGCUUCGAAGACUGCAACAUACUUUUGGCUUGUCAUUUUUGCUGCUGGUGAGUACAGUGUACGCUGUUCAAGGAUUCACAAGCUUUAGCGCUCUUGCUAUCAACUUCUUUUUUAAAGACAAUCUGCAGUUGCAACCGACUGAGUCGCAGUCGUUACUGACAGUCAUGAUGGUACCGUGGGGUAUCAAACCUUUUUACGGCAUCAUCUCGGACAGUUUGCCGCUCUGUGGGUACCAUCGCAAGUCGUACAUGAUGUUGUGCAGUGCUAUUGGCACGAUCGCAACGAUAAUUUUUGCGAUUCCUGAUCUUAUCAUUAGUCCAAUCGGUGCAGUGCUAGUGCUCAUGCUUAAUAGUUUGUCAGCAGCUGUGAUCGACGUGGUAAUAGAUGCUAGAGUUGUAGAAAUGUCGCGAUUAGAUCCAAAGUAUGGUGCCAACGACUUGCAAUCUGUAUCGUGGGUUUCUAUGUCUGUAGGUGGUGUGUUAGGAUCGAUAAUGUCUGGUCCAGCGACGCACAAGCUAGGAGUACGUGGUGUCUUUGGGAUCGCAGCCAUCGGUCCAUUGACCAUUUUCGUCCUCUCCACACUUAUGCAUGAGGCUAAAACGACGGUGAAUAAGCGCCAUUGGAAGACUUCAGCAAGGAGGCAAGUAGCACAGCUUAAAGGUGCAAUUGGCACGCCUGUUAUUUGGAUGUGUGCGCUGUGGGUCUUUUUGUCCGGUGCUAUCAGCCCUGGAUACUCGCAAGUGUUUUUUUACUUUUCAACGGAUGUGCUGCAAUUUACCCCCGAGUUUUUAGGAACUGUAUCGGCAUUUGGAUUCAUGUUUUUAAUGGUUGGAACCAUGCUAUACAAUGCUUGCUUUAAAGAUAUGCCGUUUCGGCGCAUUUUUUUCAUUGCGCAGCUCAGUCUAGCCAUUGUGUCGCUCUUAGACAUCGUUUUGGUCACGCGCGCAAAUUUGAAUAUUGGGAUACCAGACAAGGCGUUUGUUUUGGGUGAUGCUGUGAUUGCAGACGUCAUUAGUCGUCUAAAGACGAUGCCAAUGAUGGUACUUUGUGCUAAGCUCUGUCCAAAGGGUAUUGAGGGUACGCUGUUUGCACUUUUAAUGUCCAUUUCAAACUUUUCUCGGAGUGUGAGCGAGUUUUGGGGGGCUCUUGUUUGUGCGUGGUUGGGCAUCGCUAAGGAUGAUUACGAUAUGUUGUGGCUUGCCAUAAUCCUGCGCAGCGCGCUAAAAGUGGUGCCCAUUUUCUUUCUCUUCUUGAUCCCAGCGACGGAUCCGCAGGAAAUUGUGGACAAACUAGACUUUAACUUACUAGGACAUGGUGAGAAUGUCAAGGAUAAAAAACCUGAGGACGCGGAGGUGGAUGGUGAUGACGAUGACUUGGGCACAGUUCGUGAAGAUCAUAGGGUGAAUGAUUGCUCGCCAACUGAUGAAGUAGAGCUAAAAGGCACGGUCAAUGCUGUGUAA
This is a messenger RNA of Plasmopara halstedii, 1752 nucleotides long. Its product is annotated as Major facilitator superfamily domain, general substrate transporter. The transcript has a single exon. NCBI's taxonomy places the organism in Eukaryota, Oomycota, Peronosporomycetes, Peronosporales, Peronosporaceae. The coding region runs from base 1 to 1752 and encodes 583 amino acids. Gene Ontology annotation, cellular component: membrane. The record is from RefSeq and is a predicted model, not a curated record.